AUGGAAUCAAGCUCAAGUACCGGAUCACCGCCCGGUGCCUCCGCAACCGGUGCUAUUCGUACCCGAAAUAAACCACCUAUUGCCAAGAGAGCUUGCGACCAAUGCAAAUUCCGCAAGAUCAAGGUAACCCUCCCCCUUGUGAUACGUAUCAGAUAUAUCAAAUGUAUCGAUUCAGGCAUUGACAGGCCUCUAAAGAAGCGGGGACCAACGGGCCAUCGAGUAUCGCAAAUUCGACAACAGCAAACUUUGCCAACUCCUCAAGAGGAAGCACUCUCUAAACAAAGAACUUUUCAAUAUCAUACACCCACUUCAUCCGUGGAGUCCGGUGGUUCUUUACCAGGAGCACCUUGGACUCCCAAUCAUGGCCCAGUCACAAUGCCCCUAGAGGGGGCUGCAGGGCUGGCGCCGUCAGCUCCACCUCCUCCAGUGGGAGCGGCUUGGGGUGCAGAUACCCAAUCUAUGGAUUCUCACAGCAGUGGCGCAAUGGGCUGGAAUGAACGAAAUGACGUGGAAUAUUGGCUUCCAGAUAAUUUGGAUGCCCAAGUCCCCGUCUUUGAAUAUCCAGGAAGCAAUGUCUACCUCAAACCGUCUCUCCCAUCUAUAAUCCAGCCAGUUCCCGAUGCCGCGGGAAUGGGCAUACCCCAGGAGGCUCACAAUAUGCCAUAUUCACCAUCCCCAAACGUGGGUUCCAUGCACUCAGAUAACCAGGAAAGCGAAGCAUAUUGGCCGUCUACCAUCAACGAAGUGAACAUGAUUCCUUGGAUCGAUGUCUACUUUGACCGAUUACAUCCGACAAUUCCCGUUCUUAGUCGAUCUUCCCUGUACACAUCAAUGCUUACCCAGGAACAUCGCAGGAACCCGCAAUUCGGGGCGAUGCUUUUGUCACUCUGUGCUUUUUCGCUCACACAGCCAAUUGAAAUCAACGAGCGGCCGACAACCUCUUCCCGGGCUAUCCAGGCACGCGCCAUGAUGCACGAGGCCACGAAGAUGCGGAGCUGUUCAGACUUUGGCGAGAACCCAACCAUCGAAGCUGUUUUGACAAGUUUCUUCCUCUUCGGGUGCUUAUUUGGGAGCAAUCAACAUAAUGCUGCAUGGCUUCGAAUGCGGGAAGCUUUAGAUCUUGCCGCUACCCUUGGACUGAAUAACCCGGAGUCAUAUCACGAUCUACCGGGAGAAGAGAAAGGCCAGAGAUUACGAACAUAUCUAGUCCUUUCAAUCACAGAGCGAGCCUAUGCCUUACAGCGACGCCACCCAAUCACAUUCUGGGGCAAACCCGGCUUCACCAUGCGAUCAGUACACGACUUUAUCCUCAGCGCCACGCACAGCGUUGUAUCCGGUAUCAUAGUACACAACGAAAAAGAUGCCGAAGGCAUGAUGGGCCUCGCGCGAAUGAUGGAACUGUUCGACGCCAUUGACGAGGAUGUAAUCGACUGCUGGAACCGUCGAUGCGACGUCCCCAACGGGUACUGCCAGCGACUCACCGAGGCCAAAGCGCUCGCCAUCCACCACAACCUCAGUCGAAUCAACCAAGCUGAGCGGUAUCGCGGCUACGACUGGUUCGAGCGCGCCAAGGGAGGUCGUGGCGAAAGCAGCAAUAUCGUUCUUGCCAUGGGUUUACGAGAAACGCAAGCUGCGGAUGUCUUCGUUACGCAGAAAUGGCUGCAGAACCGUGUUUGGAUUCUUUGUGCCACUCAUGGUCUUCUGAGUGCCCACUCUGAGCGGCCGGAGUUGACCUUUGGCUAUGCUGUUGCCCUUGCUGAGUCAACGCUUCAGUUAUGUCAAUCAUUACGGCUCAGUUCUAUGGAAGCACAUGGUAUUGGAUUUACCGAAAAGCUGUUCGAUAUCGCUAUCUGCGCCACAAACAUCCUUUGCAACACCAGUCCACCCCUUGGCGGCGGCGCCUUGAACAUCCCCGUCAACUUCACCAUAAAUACGACCUCUACACCACAAAGUCUCGCAGAUGACUUUUUGUUACUAAUGACGAGUUUCCGGGGCGGGAAUCACCCCUUCCUGGAAAAGUUUCGGGCCCAUUUACACUCGCUACAGAUCAUACCACUCAAGCAGGAAUGGCCGCAGCGGUGA
Messenger RNA from Penicillium soppii, 2082 nucleotides. Its product is annotated as CeGAL family transcription factor. The record is from RefSeq and is a predicted model, not a curated record. The coding region runs from base 1 to 2082 and encodes 693 amino acids. Lineage: Eukaryota; Fungi; Ascomycota; Eurotiomycetes; Eurotiales; Aspergillaceae. Gene Ontology annotation, biological process: DNA-templated transcription. The transcript is spliced from 5 exons. Gene Ontology annotation, molecular function: DNA binding; zinc ion binding.